UCCUUGUUGGUAGAGCGCGGCUUGGGUGGGCUCGCUGUAUACAUCCUAGGCCUCAGCCAGACAGGUCGCCGCGUUCCAUCCGGGUACACGAGGCGCCACACCGUGUUGGCGAUGGAUAACCAAGCCAGCGAUCCCUCGGCAGGGUUUAUGUUGGCACCGGCAGCCCCUGGCUUUCAGGAUUAUAGCACCUAUAGCCAGGCUGGUGCCCAACAGAGCUAUGGUGCUUAUUCUGCUCAGCCAGCUCAAGGAUACACACAGACUGCUCAGGCAACCUAUGGACAACAGAGUUAUGGCACUUAUGGGCAGCCUACUGAUGCCAGUUACACACAGGCACAAACCACUGCCACUUAUGGUCAAUCAGCUUAUGCUACUGCUUACGGACAGCCUCCUGCUGGUUAUACUGCUCCAGCAGCACCCCAGGCCUACAGCCAGCCUAUACAAGGCUAUGGAGCAACAGGUUAUGACAGCAGCACUGCAACCACCGCCACCACCCAGGCUUCAUAUGCUGCACCUACUGCUUAUGGUGCCCAACCAGCAUACCCUUCCUAUGGACAGCAGCCUGCAACCACUGCUCCAGCAAGACCUCAAGAUGGAAGCAAGCCAGCAGAUACAAGCCAGCCUCCACCAAGUACAGCCACAUAUGCACAGCCCAGCAUGGGCUACAGUCAAAGCAGCUACAGCUAUCCCCAGGUCCCAGCCACCUACCCCAUGCAACAAGUGACUGCUCCACCAUCUUACCCACCAACUAGCUAUUCUACAUCACAGCCAUCGAGUUAUGAGCAGAGUUCCUAUUCCCAGCCAAGCUCUUACACGCAGCAGAGCAGCUAUGGACAGCAGAGUUCCUACUCACAGCAGAGUAGCUAUGGCCAACCAAGCAGUUACGGGCAACAAGGUGGUUAUGGCCAGCAGAGCAAUUACCAGCAGCAACAGCAGCCACCUCAACAGCCACCUCCCACAAGCUAUCCUCCCCCCCUUCAUCCUCUUAUGGCAGCCAGCCACCCAGCCAGUAUGGGCAGCAGAGCAGUGGCUAUAGCCAGCAAAGUAGUUAUCGUCAAGACCACCCAAGUAACAAAGGGUCCUAUGGGCAGAACCCCACCAAGGUUAUUCUGGUUCUGAAGGCCGCAACUCUGGAGGCUCGGAUUCCCGCGGUAGGGGCCGGGGCAUGUAUGACAGAGGUGGCAUGAACCGUGGCGGUAGGGGAGGCCGUGGAGGCAUGGGCGGUGGAGAUCGAGCUGGCUUCAGUAAGCCUGGUGGACUUCUGGAUGAUGGUCCUGAACCUGACUUCGCACCCCCUGUUGAACAACCACAAGAAGAAGAACCGGAGAACAGCACUAUUUACAUGCAGGGUCUAAAUGAAAAUGUGACUGUUGAAGAGUUGGUGGAGUUUUUUAAACACUGUGGGGAGGUCAAGAUCAACAAAAGAACUGGGCAGCCUCUAGUAAACAUUUUUACGGACAAGGAAACUGGAAAGCCAAAGGGUGAUGGAACAGUUUCAUUUGAAGAUAUGCCUUCAGCUAAAACUGCUGUGGAACUAUGUGAUGGAAAAGAAUUUCAAGGAAAUAAAUUGAAAAUAUCUUUGGCUCGUAAGAAGGCUCCAACUAACAUGAGGGGUGGAUUAUUACCUCGUGAUGGUCGUGGGGGUCAGCCCCCACUCCUUAGGGGAGGUCCCAUGUCACGAAUGCCUGGAAGAGGAGGGGACCGUGGUGGUUUUAUGCCAAGAGGGCCACGUGGUGGCCCGCGUGGCAGCCCUGUCAGUGGGCCCAAUGUGCAGCACAGAGCUGGAGACUGGCAGUGUCCAAACCCCGGGUGUGGUAAUCAGAACUUUGCCUGGCGGACAGAGUGUAAUCAGUGUAAGGCUCCAAAACCUGAAGGCUUCAUUCCGCCUCCAUUCCCACCCCCAGGUAAUGAAAGAGGUAGAGGUGGUCCUGGUAUGAGAGGAGGCAGAGGUUUGAUGGACCGUGGUGGCCCUGGUAUGUUCAGAGGUGGACGAGGAGAGACGGGGAGGCUUCAGAGGUCGGGGAAUGGACCGAGGAUUUGGCGGAGGAAGAAGAGGUGGGCCACCUGGUCCCCCAGGACCUCUCUUGGAGCCGAUGGGAGGAAGAGGCGGUGGAGGAAGACGUGGUGGUCCUGGCAAGAUGGAUAAGUAA
Molecule: messenger RNA, 2147 nt
Organism: Staurois parvus
Lineage: Eukaryota; Metazoa; Chordata; Amphibia; Anura; Ranidae
Source: the annotation of a GenBank genome assembly